This is a messenger RNA of Clonostachys solani, 936 nucleotides long. The record is from the annotation of a GenBank genome assembly. Lineage: Eukaryota; Fungi; Ascomycota; Sordariomycetes; Hypocreales; Bionectriaceae.
AUGUUAGACAACAAACAGAACGAUACCUUUACUCUCGGCUUCUGCGUACACAAUCUUGUCGAACAUGCUGCUAUCAGGUUCUACGAUAAAAUUGCCUUGAUUUGUGCAAACAAGUCCCUCACAUUCGGUGCUCUCAACUGCCUCUCGAACCAGCUCGCACUGUCCUUGAUAGAUUGGGGCAUUGGCCGCGGCAAGAUUAUCGCCGUCGCCCUAGAAAGAUCACCCAGACUUGUUGUAGCCUUAUUAGCGGUGCUCAAGACGGGUGCUGCCUAUCUCCCUUUGGACCCUGUAUUUCCAAAUGAGCGCCUCAGUCACAUGUUGAACGACGCCUCUCCGAGUUGUAUACUCGUCGAGUCUACAUCAAAAGACCUAUUCGCGCCAUGGAGGGGCAUUUGCUUCGAUGUUGAUGACAUGCAAAGCAUGCCUGCCGGCGCCCGAAACCCAAACAUCAGCGUGCAAGUCACUGAUCUGGCUUAUAUUACGUACAGUUCAGGGCCGACUGGACAAGCUAGGGGCGUUCAAGUCACCCACGGCGCCAUCUCUAAUAUCCUGUGUUCAACGAUGCGCGAGCUUGGUUGUAAGGAGACAGAUCGCCUAUUAGCCAUCACAACUAUUUGCUCCUCCAUUGCUGUCCUAGAGCUUUUCUUACCUCUUUUAUGCGGUGCUUCCAUCGUCCUCGCUCGGACACCGGAUAUCAGCACUCCAAAGGCAUUGCUUGGUUUGAUGAGGCAAUAUCGCAUCACUACUAUGCAGGCCACGCCAGUAAUAUGGCAGAUCCUGCUGAACCAAGGACUUCAGGACGUACACCGCUUGGCGAAUCUGAUUUGCAACGGCGGCAAGUUGCCACAGAAGCUGGCGCAGAAUCUUCUCUCAUGCGCGGAUUCGGUUUGGAAUUUGUAUGAGCCUACAGAGGCAGCCAUCUGUUGGAACUUGUAG